GUUAGAAACAGUGUUGUUAUUAUGCUUUUUGUAAAUAUAAAUAAACCACUAUAUUUAUAUAAAUCCUCUGUGUUAAAAACAUGAAAGGAGUUAAAAAUACCUCAAUCGUCAUCCAUCAGCUGCUCCCCAUGAAUACAAUAACAUUGUCAAGCCAAUCGAUUAAAAAUAAAUUUUAGGUUUGUUUAUAGAAUAUAACGGCUUAGUCUAGAAAAACUUCGCCAGCGCAAGGUGCCUCUUGGGUAUGGACCCCGUUCUCGAACUCGGAAAGGUUCAAUUUCUUUUAUAUAAAGACAGAAUUGUUUUGUCAAAAGGGUUUUUAUACACCAUAAAUUAAAUUCAAAAUACUUUUUCUGAUGAGGUCAAUUGCUUCUUCCAGCGUCUUGAUUUUAGCUGCUCUCCUACCUUUGGCUAAGGCAUCACCAGCUCAUUUCAAGAGGGCUUAUGCAGAGCCAGGACGUAUUACCAGCUCUAACAUGAUACCUUUUGAUUGCAAUGAGAGUAUACCCAAUUGGGUAGUUCCGGUUGAGCUAGGUACACCUGGCCAAUCCGUAAAUUUACUUCUUGACACUACGUUCGAUAACACUUUUGUAGCUGGUGUUAUGUGCCAUUCCGAAUUCUGCGAAAAUCAGUCAGAUCCUUUGUAUAACGCUGGACAAUCAUCCACUUCUGUCAAUCUCCACCAAAGAAGAACAUUCGAUCUAGGUGACGGAGAAAUCGUCACUGGUGAUAUAUACAAGGAUACAAUCGAUUUUGGUAGCGUCAUCUACGAAAACGCAACGUUUGGAAAAGCUUUUGAUGUUCAAGGGUUUCCGCCCAUGGCUAAUUUCGCUGGCGUACUCGGUUUAGCCUCUUCCGUAAAUCAAACUACCAGUACUCUCAAUAAAAGACAAGAAAAACUUCCUACUUAUAAUAAUGAUAGAGCUACGGAGGGCGAUAACCCAGGACAAAGACGACAAUCAAAUCAUAAUGAUGACGCUUUUAGGAAAAGAAGCGCUGGUUCCGGUACAUGCGGCUUUUCUCUCGAUUUUGAUACUGAUAGCGUGUCUCAAGAGAUUUUUUGGCUUGAGUAUCCCACUUGCGAAUACGGCAAUUCACCUUUCUGGAAAACUGACCUUACAUGUGUAACAAUUGAUGAUGCUGUAGAUCUUAAAUUUAAAAAUACAAUAGCCGAGUUCGAUACAACUGUUCAGAAUAUAGAAAUGCCCCAGAAAGAUUUUCAAAAGAUACAUGAAGGUCUUAAGGCUACUUAUCACAAGAGCGUGGAUAGAUGGUUAUUUAAAUGCUGUGAUGCUAAGAAUUUAAAGAUAUCAUUUUCAAAGUACGCCGUCACUAUUCCUGCAAUUUCUUGGACAAUUAUAGAAGGUGAAGAUGAAGAACUUUGCUCUGCUAUCUUCUCAAUCUCGAGAACUGAUAUCACGCCAGUGAAUAGAUGGCGUCUUGGUACCCGUUUUAUCACUAAUUUCAUCACAAUUUCUAGCCCAACAAGAAAACAAACCGGAAUUGCCUUGAUAGAUACUGUCGAGGAAGGAUUAGUUAUCACUCACAAAUAAGAAGUAAAGCCAUACGAAGAGUUUUAGUACAAGCUUUAUAAAUUAACAAUCCAAUGACCGUUACUACUAUAUCUUACUCCGAUCUG
This is a messenger RNA of Mucor mucedo, 1636 nucleotides long. Its product is annotated as aspartic peptidase domain-containing protein. Gene Ontology annotation, molecular function: aspartic-type endopeptidase activity. NCBI's taxonomy places the organism in Eukaryota, Fungi, Mucoromycota, Mucoromycetes, Mucorales, Mucoraceae. Gene Ontology annotation, biological process: proteolysis. The coding region runs from base 354 to 1550 and encodes 398 amino acids. The transcript has 6 exons. The record is from RefSeq and is a predicted model, not a curated record.